This is a messenger RNA of Amborella trichopoda, 4163 nucleotides long. RefSeq names its product protein STICHEL-like 2. Gene Ontology annotation, biological process: DNA-templated DNA replication; DNA repair. Gene Ontology annotation, molecular function: DNA-directed DNA polymerase activity; DNA binding; DNA clamp loader activity. Lineage: Eukaryota; Viridiplantae; Streptophyta; Magnoliopsida; Amborellales; Amborellaceae. The record is from RefSeq and is a predicted model, not a curated record. Gene Ontology annotation, cellular component: DNA polymerase III complex; DNA replication factor C complex.
UCCCGAGGCCCCUCCAUCUGUCUGCAACCAGCUACUGAAAAAAUCCUUCUCUGAAAGUCUCUGAAUUCAUCUCUGAAAAUGGCAGUUGAUUUAGCCCCACCCUUUCAUUACCAAUUUACUGCUGCUUUGGCUUCUGUCGCUUUUUACCCAAGCACUGUGCAACUUGCGAGACUAGGGCACUAUCAUUCUUUGAACUUCUUUAUCUGGCAGCCUGGGUGAAAGGGGCAGAAAGCUUGGGGAAAUGUUAGGGUUUAUAGGAUCGAAGGGGACUGAGAAAAGUUUGUGUUUGGGUGCAUUAGUGUUGCAGGUGGAAAUGAAUUUUUUGGUUUUGAAAUCUGAAGGGUGCUGAGGAACGCUCAGGACUGGUUUUAGUGUGAUUUGAUAUUCAUGUGAUGCUCCUGAGUAAAAGCUUGCAACUGAGAUGCCAGACAAGUUCUUUCACUACCAAUUAAAAGCUGAUACAUUUUGCUGAGGUUCCAAAAUGGUGGAAACUGGAAGACGUUCCUUAGAGAUUCCUAUAGCAAAAACCCUGGUUGCCCUUCGAAGAGUGCGAUCUUUGAGGGAUCCAAUGACCAACUCCAUCAGUAAAUUUGGUUCCUUAAUCGAUGAUCUAGGAUGGGAAGCUAAAUCCUGCAAUGGUGGUUCUAUUUGUGGCAAUGCAGGUGGGGAUGGCAUUCAUGAAUCACAAUUGCGUGUUUCUGCUUCUGACAUCCAGAGUGAUGGAUUUAUCUACCAUGGAGAAAUUGAAAGAAUCAUUCGUGGUACUGAUGAACAAGACGAAAAUGGGUCUUGUGAAAAUGUGACUAACCAACAAGUCCAAAUGGAUGAUUAUAAGGGAGGAGAGAGAGUACGAGUCUCUCAAUGUAGAAAUGGUGAGAGCAAGCUGUAUGAUGUCAAAACAUCCCCGGGUAUAAUAAGAGAGAGAAAGACUGGUGACCGAGUGUGUAAAGCAAAGCAUAAUGACAGGAAUGAGCCAAUGAAUUCAGUAGAGGCUUUCUCUUCAAACAGGGUUUCAUCAUUUGCCUGUGCUAGAGAGGAUGAGCUGUAUGGGUCCUCAAAAUUCUCCCCUUAUUCACAAGAGGAAACUACCUAUCGAAGAAGGGGCUCAAAGUACAGUAGAAGCAGUCCUCACUCGCCUUCAUCUGAAUGCAACAGCCAUUGGUACAAUAAGAGAGAAUUGAUGAGGAUGGAAGGCUGGAGCCAUAGCAUGGUUCUCUCUGGCAAUGAAGAGAUAAUGGGUCCAUCUCACAAUGAUUGUGGGAUCGGUUGUUGUUGGUCAAAAACACCAAAAUCUAGAGAAAGAAGGCUUCCUCAUCUUUGUGGGUGCAGCCCACCAUCUGAUGAAGUUCAUUGCUCAAGAAAGAAAUGGCUUAAAGCUUUUCCAAGGGGAGAGAUGGCCUGGAGUAAGGAAUCUACUAGGGGUUCAGGAAACACCAACCUUUUGUUUCCUUCUGAUGUAGAAGCCCUCCCAUUGUUGACUGCUACUUGUUCCAGGAAAUCAGUGUCUGAGGCCGCAGAAGAAAGUAGAAGUGGGCCAAUUUCUGUGUCUCCCAAAGAUAGAAUGGAAUUGGCUGCUGAAUUCAGAGAUUUGUCAUUGUAUUCCAAUGCAAAUAGGACACUAAGCCAGAAAUAUAGGCCAAAAACUUUCAAUGAGCUUGUGGGCCAAAAUAUAGUGGUGCAAUCUCUUGUUAAUGCCAUCUCGAAAGGGAAAGUUGCCCCUGUCUAUCUCUUCCAAGGUCCUCGCGGUACUGGCAAAACAUCAACCUCUAGGAUUUUUGCUACUGCUUUGAAUUGUCUCUCUCUAGAGGAACACAGGCCAUGUGGUUUUUGUAGGGAAUGCACAACUUUUGCAUCAGGAAGGUGUGAAGAUGUUAAAGAAAUGGAUGCAGCCAAAUUUAACAAUAUAAAUAAGCUCAAAGGUCUUCUUAAGCAUGUUUGUAGUUCUCCUGUUUUGACACAGUUUAAGGUUUAUAUUUUUGAUGAGUGCCACUUUCUUAAAGGUGAAUCUUGGGCUGUUCUUUUGAAUUGUGUUAAGGAACUUCCUAGACAUGUUGUUUUCAUAUUGAUUACCUCUGAACCAGAUAAGCUUCCUCGAACGGCUCUAUCUAGAUGCCAGAGAUACCUUUUCCUGAAAAUCAAGGAUGCAGACAUUGUGAGCAGGUUGUAUAGGCUUUGCAUGGCUGAGAAUUUGGAUUUUGACAAGGCUGCUCUGGACCAUAUUGCCAUGAGAUCUAAUGGUUCCCUUAGAGAUGCAGAGACCAUUCUUGAUCAGCUCAGUUUACUUGGACAGAGGAUAACAAUCCCCCUAAUACAUGAACUUAUUGGUGUGGUUUCAGAAGUUGAGUUGCUGGAUUUGCUGGAUUUGGCUCUAUCUUCUGACACUUCAAUGACAGUUAGGAGGGCUAGGGAACUUAUGAGGUCUAGAAUUGAUCCUAUGGCUUUAGUAUCUCAACUUGCAAAUCUCAUUAUGGACAUUCUUGCGGGUAAAUGUCAAUUGGGAAGCAUGAAGAAUAAUAAUGCUUUAACUGAAGUUGAGCUGCAGAAACUACGACAUGCAUUGAAGAUACUCUCUGAAACUGACAAACAAUUAAGGUCGUCAAGGGAUCAAAUAACAUGGCUUACAGUAGCACUACUGCAGUUCGGUAGUUCUGAAUCUUCUUUGGUCUUGGAUUCAAGUGGUCCAAAUGCAUACCAAAACUUUUCAAAUUUAAGAGAGAAUGGCCCUUGCAGCACAUCCUAUGCCAAUGGGAAAUUGGAACAUCCAAAAGAUGAUAUAAGAGAUGAUAAUGCGUCAUGCUGCUUGGAUGCUCAUAGUGAUACUUCUGGCAAAUUGGAUUUAAUUUGGAGACGAGCUAUAUCACAGUGUCAAUCAUGCACUUUAAAAGAGUUUUUACAAAAGGAGGGCAAGCUCUUGUCCAUUCAUGUCAAAAACGGUACUAAAAACGGUUUGGCAGUUGCUGAACUGCAAUUUUGUCAUCCUGAUCAUGUAUCAAGGGCAGAGAAGUCAUGGAAAAGUAUUGCAAAUUCACUUCAGAAUGUGCUUGGUUGUAAUGUAGAAAUCAGAAUUAAUAUGGUCUAUUCACCAGCACCAACAAAUAAUGUCAAGCUUCAAACUCAACCACAUGUCUUGUUAAGCCAGUUGGCUGGAGGCCAAGCAAAGAUACUCUCUCCUCUUGUGGGAGAGAAGAAUCAGUCACAUGGUGAUGUUAUUUCUCCUGAACAGGUUGAAAGGAAGAAUAGUGUGAGAAGUCCUUCUUGUGGAAGUGGGUGUAAAUUCUUCAAUUGCAUAAGGCAAUCUGAUGAUGAAAGAUCACAUUAUGUAGUCCAUUUUCACCCUGAAAAAUCAGAGGCUAUGGGUGCCAUUGCAAGAAACAAUAAAAGCAUUCAUUCAUUUGAAUGUCAGAGAACAAUAGAAGAUGAUUUUCUUAAUGGCAACAACUUUGAAAUUGAUUGUUUGAAAGAUUCAGAGAAUAAUCAAUCCCAUGGUGUUCCAAAGCUUGAAAAGCAGCCCAGUUGCUUCUCAAAGACCAAGCUUCACAGAAACUUUUGCUCAUCUAAUGCCACUCAUACAACUCGUGUUAGGAUUCCUGCACAUAAAAAAUCUGGACUAUCAAUGCCAAAGGAGGCAUCUUUCAGGACCUAUGUAUGUACAGAUGAGCCUUUUAUUCAUAAUCCAAAUUCAAAUACACAAAUGACAGUCAGGAACGGCUCUGAAGAUGAUGACUUACCAUGCAGAAGUUCAAAGAUUGACUUGAAGCUGCAUUGUUGGAAAGCUCCCAAGUUUCUUUUCAAAAAGGCAUGGCAUCAGCGAAGAAGACGGAGGUUGAGACGGUCCCAUUUGCUACAUUGGGUUUUACCAUGUGCUACCUCCAAGUAGUUUAAUGCAGCACAUGAAUGCUGAAUCGAUGGUAUAAAGCAACAUUGAAUACUUGAGUUCCUGGUUUAAAGCACAUGAAUGCUGAAUCGUUGGUAUAAAGCAACAUUGAAUUCCAUUGAAACUCUUAUGACAAACACACUGUAACGAAAAGUCUUUGAUAUCACUUCAUGCACAAUACUUGAGUUCGUGAUAUGGAAUCGUGCUUACUUCUUUGUAAAUUAUUGCAUACAUUAUUUGGUUUGGUUGUUCUAACCGGUAUUUUGAAAUGCAUUUUGCUUUUAAUGUA